This is a messenger RNA of Gadus chalcogrammus (walleye pollock), 2583 nucleotides long. RefSeq names its product major histocompatibility complex class I-related gene protein-like. The transcript has 7 exons. Gene Ontology annotation, cellular component: external side of plasma membrane. The record is from RefSeq and is a predicted model, not a curated record. Lineage: Eukaryota; Metazoa; Chordata; Actinopteri; Gadiformes; Gadidae. Gene Ontology annotation, biological process: immune response. Bases 94 to 1182 code for a protein of 362 amino acids.
UUCGCAGGUUUCCUGGUCAGUGCGUCUGAUGCUGGAGUCGGAGUCACGUCUCUGUGGAUAAUCUCAUCGAGCUGUUCUUCUGAAUACAUCGAUAUGAAGGCGCUAACGGGGCUGCUGCUGUUGGUCUUUGGUCACGGUGUGUCCUCAGUGCUUCACUCUAUGCAGUAUUUCUACACGGGGUCGUCUGGACUCUCAACCUUCCCAGAGUUUGUUGCUGUUGGGAUGGUGGAUGGAGUUCAGUUUGAGUACUAUGACAGCAACACCCAGAGAACAGUCCUCAAACAGGACUGGAUGGAGCGGUACACCAUCAGAGAUGACCCCGACUACCUGGAGAGGAACACUGGAAUCUAUCUGGGUACCCAGCAGUGGUUCAAAGCCGACAUUGGGACUCUGAAGAAGCGCUUUAACCAGACAGGAGGUAUCCACUUAUAUCAGAGGAUGUAUGGUUGUGAGUGGGAUGAUGAGGAUGAUUCUACUGAUGGUUAUGAGCAGUUUGGUUAUGAUGGAGAGGACUUCAUAUCGUUGGACCUGAAGACCCUGACCUGGGUCGCUGCAGUACCUCAGGCUGUCAUCAUCACACUGAUAUGGAAUGAGGAUGAAGCCAAUUUACAAUACCAGAAGAACUACUACACCAAGGAGUGUGUUGGUGGGCUGAAGACGCUCCUGUCCUAUGGGAAGAGCACUCUGCAGAGAACAGAGCGUCCGCGGGUGUCUCUGCUCCAGAGGAGCCCCUCCUCCCCAGUGGUGUGCCAUGCUACAGGCUUCUACCCUGACAGGGUGGUGGUGUUCUGGAGGAGAGACGGCCAGGAGCUCCAUGAGCAGGUGGACCCCGGGGAGGUCCUCCCCAACCACGACGGGACCUUCCAGGUCAGCGUGGACCUCAACCUCACGGCCGUCCCACAGGAGGACUGGGGGAGGUACGAGUGUGUGGUCCAGCUGAGAGGCAUCGAGGACAUCUCCACCCCCCUGGACCCCGCCCUCAUCAGGACCAACUGGGAGGAUCAGAGUGGCCUCACCAUCCCCAUCAUCAUUGGGUUCGUUGUUCUCCUCCUCACUGCUGCUGCUGCUGUUGUUGGAGUCCUUCUGUACAAGAAGAGGAACGGUUCUGACAGCAGCUCUGAGAACACUGAGGGGCAGAAUCCGGCUCCUGAGGCCCGACCUCUGACCACAGUUCAAAGUUAAAUCAUGAAGAGGCUCCCUAAACAAGGUUGGAGUGGAUCGCCGUUCAUCGCAGUUAUAAUCGUUACUAACAGGCUUGGGACUUCAGCUAACUAAAGAUGCUAUAUUUGCUGAAUUAAAUAACAUUCAUACUUAACUUUAUUUUGAUAUCAACCAUUAACCUGUAAGAAUUGUAAAUCAAUAGAUCGCUGUAUUUGUAGGGCGCACUCACACUAGCCCUAAAUCACCGUGCCCAAGUCCGCUUCACACCUGUACCGUGCUCAAGUCUAGAUCGUUUGGCUAGUGUGAGCAUGCCGACCGUACUCAAGUACAGUUCAAAUCCGUGACCCGAGCACACUUCGGAGAGGUGUGCUCGGGUCACGGUACAGAUGCUAAUUGGCCGACAUGCGCACACGCAUGGCUACGCAACCUGAGCUGGAUGACGUUUAUUCCAUGUCACCCUUCUUUCCCAAUGAACAAUAAAGAUGACGACAGGCGGUUCACGAGUGGGUUCACGUUGGUGCGAUAGGGAAGUUGAGUUUUUAAAUCCCCUGUUCGUCACGGCAUGUGCUUUUUUGGUUCACUGGAGAAGGCGGGGCUGCGCACGGAGUCUAGACAUCUUUAGAAUAAUUUGCAUACUCCCGAAUGUUACAAUUUUUUUAUGAAUGAAGACACCCAUGCAAGAAUAAGUUCAUAUCUGAGUGUAGGCUACAAACGCGAUUAACUAUAUACAAGUGCAAAAAACCCAACAUAUUCUUUAUUUUGAUGAACACGCAAAAAUCUUUAUAUUUCUUUCCCGACAAAAGCCUUGUAAGGACAGUUUCUCUGAGUCUCUCUCGUAGAUCGCACCAUCUUUGAACGUCCUAUAAUGCGACUGCACCUUCUCUAACAUGAAAAGCAGCUCGGGGUUUUCACUUUCUCUCCAGUUUGAACUGCUCAUGAUCAUAUCACCCCCCCCCCCCCCCGGAGGACCUUUUCUUGUAUUCGUAAAUGUGUUUUUAACAAAGAAUCUGGAAUUACAUUAAAUAUGUAUGUAUUUUUAAUUAUCCAAAUGUAAAAUCCCUGUACUCGUUUUCUCGGCUCUCAUCAGAUUACUUUGGAUCCGACCAAGAGCAGUUCGUAGGCCUACUUUGUGUAGUGCAAGAUGAAUGUUUACAAUGUUGUGCAUUUUAAGUGUUUAGACAGGUAUUGUGUUAGUGUGGCUUUUUAGCAGUUGGACUGCGUCAUAUUAUUUUGUGUAUUUUUUUUAAUUAUUUUGUUUUAGUGAGCAGGUUAACAUGCUUGCUUUCAAACUGUAUCUGCGCUAGCGUUCGCCAUGUUGCGUCCUGCACUGCGCCGUUCAAUUCCACCUACAUUUUCUUUGUGUUAUGCGUUUGUUGAUGGCGGAUGACCUACUGUUUUCUUUUUGUCUUAAACACUUGACAG